AUGAAGGAACUGGCUCGACGUGGUCACGAGGUGACCGUUAUCAAUCCGUUCCCGCAGAAGAAACCGCUGAAAAAUUAUCGCGACAUUGAUGUUACCGUCAGUGACGAUGUUCUUAAGAAAGUAAUGCCCAACAUGUUCGAAAUGAUGGAACGAUCGGUUUGGGAGAGCAUCACAAAAAAGUACGAGGUUGGACAUAUGCUCACGAAUCAGACGCUACGGCACCCGAACGUUGUGAAGUUGAUCAAUUCGAACGAAAAGUUUGACCUCGUCGUGAUGGAGAGUUUUCUCAACGAUGCCCAUCUCGGUUUCGCGCAUCUCUUCAGAGCGCCGUGCAUUGCGGUGUCGGCUUUUGGGGCAUCCCGCUGGACAAACGAAAUGGUCGGAACGCCUUCGCCCACUUCCUAUGUACCGCAUCCGUUUCUACGCUUCACGGACCGGAUGACAUUCGUCGAGCGCAUAGGCAACAUGCUGAUGACGGUCACGGAUAUGGUUGUUGGUCAACUGCUCGACGCUCCGGUACAGAGUGCAUUGUACGAAGAGUCUUUCCCCGGACCAAAACCUCCGCUCGAGCACCUGCGGAAGCAUUCCGUGUCGCUGGUGUUGGUUAACAAUCACUUCAGUCUCAGCUAUCCGCGCCCGUACGUGCCAAACAUGAUCGAGGUGGGUGGUAUGCACGUGAAACGCAAACCGAACCCACUGCCGGAAGACAUCAAAGCCAUUCUGGACAACGCAACCGAGGGUGUGAUCUAUUUCUCGCUCGGAUCGAACCUCCAGAGCCGCCAGCUGCCGGCGGCGAAGCGCGAUGCGAUCCUCCGGGUGUUUGCCGGACUUAAGCAGACGGUGCUUUGGAAGUGGGAAGACGAAACGUUACCGAACAAACCCGACAACGUGAUCGUGCAGGCGUGGUGGCCACAGGACGACAUCCUGGCACAUCCCAAUGUGAGGCUUUUCAUCACGCACGGAGGACUGCUCAGCACGACGGAGUCGAUGUUCCACGGGGUGCCGGUGAUCGGUAUUCCGGUGUUUGGCGAUCAGUUCCUGAACAUGGGCAAAGCGGAACGCACUGGGUAUGGAUUGCUGCUGCCAAUGCAACUUAUCGGAAAAGUGACUCCUGUGGUCCUUCUGCUAGUCAGUUGUGCCAUGCUAGUUCCACGAUCGGCAGAAGGUGCCCGGAUUCUCGGUAUCCUUCCGUCGGUUGGACGAUCACAUUACAUCGUUGGAGCGGGAUUGAUGCGAGCACUGCUGGACGCCGGUCAUGAAGUCACAAUCGUUAGCCCGUAUGCUAUGAAGGGAACCCCGGCUGAUCGGCACCGUGACGUGCUGCUGCCGGAACUAGCCGGUGGCCACGGCAUCGAGGGUCCGGAUUUCUUUCACUUCAAAAGUGCCCCAAAUUUGAUGGUCCUCUACAUAGUGUACACAAAAAUUGGUCCGUCAGCAUCGGAGCAGAUCCUGACUAAUCCGAAGAUGGCGGAACUGAUGGAGUCCGGUGAGAAGUUUGACGCAGUGAUCGUGGAAUCCUUCGCGUCCGAGGUCUUGUACGGGUUGGCGGAACACUUUGGCGGAGAGCUGAUGGUGUUCUCCCCGUUCGGAGCUUCCAUGUGGACGAACGAACUUGUCGGAACGCCGUAUCCGUAUUCGUACAUUCCGCACACAUUCCUCAGCUAUACGAACGAGAUGACAUUCUGGCAGCGGUUUGCAAACGCCCUCUUCGGGCACGCGGACAAGUUUUACUACCGCAAUGUGUACCUGCCUGGGCAGGAAGUAAUGUACCGGAGGCACUUCCCGAACGCGAAGAAAACAUUCGCCGAAACGCUGCAAAGUGUACGUUUGGCGUUUGUGAACCAGCACUUUUCGCUCAGCUACCCGCAUCCGUAUGCGCCGAACCAGAUCGAAAUCGGCGGCAUUCAGAUCGAGGAACCAAAGGCUUUACCCCGGGAACUGGAGGACUAUAUCCAAUCGGCACCGCACGGUGUCAUCUACUUUUCGAUGGGUUCGAUGCUGAAGGGGCGCAACUUUCCCCAGGCGAAACGGGACGCCUUUGUAGACGUUUUCCGUCAGUUGCAGGAGAACGUGAUCUGGAAGUACGAAAAUGAAAGUUUGCCGAACCAACCGUCGAACGUGCUAAUCCGCUCGUGGAUGCCACAGAACGACAUUCUGGCGCACCCGAAGGUGAAGCUGUUUAUUACGCACGGAGGACUCCUCGGGUCGACGGAAGCCCUGCACCACGGAAAACCGAUGGUCGGCGUACCGAUCUACGGUGAUCAGGAGCUCAAUCUGGCUCGUGCCGAACGGGCCGGGUAUGGAGUGAAGCUGGACUACGAAACGCUCAGUGUGGACACGAUCCUGGCCGCCGUCCGGAAAGUGCUGUCCGAACCGUCGUACUCUGUUGCGGCGAAAACCAUUUCCCAACGGUACCGCGAUCAACCGCUUGGGCCGGCAAAAGCGGCCGUAUUCUGGACGGAGUACGUAAUACGCCAUCGUGGUGCCCCUCAGUUGCAGUCGCCC
Anopheles cruzii is the source of this 2505-nucleotide messenger RNA. Its product is annotated as UDP-glucosyltransferase 2-like. Gene Ontology annotation, molecular function: UDP-glycosyltransferase activity. The transcript is spliced from 4 exons. The record is from RefSeq and is a predicted model, not a curated record. Lineage: Eukaryota; Metazoa; Arthropoda; Insecta; Diptera; Culicidae. The annotation marks the transcript as partial.